CAGCAGUGUAGUUCUACUAGGUGAUUGUGGCACGUGACACAAAGUCACGCGAUCCUUCCGCCACUCACAUAAGUCAUCGCUAAAUUUUUUAUAUUACCACCAUCAUGAGUGAACAUACCAACAAGGGAGCUCUCCACCCGGAGCAGAAGAAAUGGAAGGCCCCAAAGGGACCUAAGCCUAUCCAGCACAAAAAUAAAAACUUGAUUGGUUUGGGUAGAACCAUCGCCAACCAAAGAAGAUUAGAGAACCAAGUCCAAUACUUGCCAGAUGGUGAUUUGAGAUUUACUACCGAUAAGAAGGAAGCAGACUGGGUUAAGAUGCAAUCCAAGACCCAGGAAAACUCUCUUGAUGAGUUCUUGAGCACUGCACAACUUGCUGACACCGAUUUCACUGCUGAGCGUGGACAACAAGUGAAGAUCAUCAAGAUCGGAAACACUUCCAUUGUCAACCAAACCGGAUUGUUAAGUACCGAAGAAAUGAUGGCCAUGAAGCAAAAGCAUCACUUGUUCGAAAACAAGUUAACUAUUCCUAAAAGACCAAAAUGGACAAAGGACCAGUCCAAAUUACAAAUUGACAGACAAGAAAACUUGGCAUUUUUGGAAUGGAGAAGAGAAUUAGCAGCAUUAACAGAAGUCAACGACUUGUUGUUGACUCCUUUCGAAAGAAACUUGGAAGUUUGGAAGCAAUUAUGGAGAGUCGUCGAAAGAAGUGACUUGGUUGUUCAAAUUGUGGAUGCUAGAAACCCAUUGUUUUUCAGAUCGAUUGACUUGGAAAAGUACGUGAAUCAGUUGAGUGACCCAGAAAACAACAAGACCAAGAAGAAUUUGUUGUUAGUUAACAAAGCUGAUUUGUUGACCAGAAACCAACGUAUCAAGUGGGCUGAAUACUUCAACUUGAAGAAGAUCGAUUACGUUUUCUUCUCUGCCGCCAAGGCCAAUGAGUUGUUGGAGAAGGAAAAGGAAGAGUUGGAAAAUGCACAGAACGAUAUCAUUAGUAGCACUGCCACCGAGUCCAAGGUGGAAGAGGAGGAAGAAGGUGAAGAAGAAGGCGAUAUUAAUGAUGACAUCAGAAUCUUAAAGAUUGAAGAGUUAGAAGAACUCUUUAUGAAGACAGCUCCUAAAUUGGAAGAAGAUCCUGACUUCCCCGACAGAAAAUUGAACAUCGGUUUGGUGGGUUACCCUAAUGUUGGUAAGUCCUCUACCAUUAACGCAUUAGUUGGAUCUAAGAAGGUGUCUGUGUCUUCAACUCCAGGUAAAACCAAGCAUUUCCAAACCAUUCAUUUGUCACAAGAUGUCUUAUUGUGCGAUUGUCCUGGUUUAGUCUUCCCUAACUUCGCCUACACUAACGGUGAAUUGGUGUGUGACGGUGUCUUGCCAAUUGAUCAAUUAAGAGAGCAUAUCCCUCCAGUAUCUUUGGUGUGUCAAAGAAUUCCGAAAUUUUACUUGGAAGCCAUUUACGGUAUUCACAUCCCUAUACAAAGAGUUGAAGACGGUGGUAACGGUAUCUACCCAACUGCUCGUGAAUUAUUGAAUGCUUAUGCUAGAGCAAGGGGUUACAUGACUCAAGGUUUUGGUUCUGCUGAUGAGCCAAGAGCUUCCAGAUAUAUUUUGAAAGAUUAUGUCAAUGGUAAGUUGUUGUAUAUCGUUCCACCUCCAAAAGCUAAAGGAAAUGAUGAGUGGGACUUGCCAAGUUUAGAUGAAUGCAGAGCUUUCAACAAGGAACUUUACGGUUUAAAGAACUUACCUGAGUCUAGAAGGCAACAAAUCGAGACCGCUAUCCACAACAAGAACUUGAAGGUAGAUGAUUUCGAUUUAUCCAACGACCUUUCUAAGUUGAAUUUCUCUAUGCAUAUUGGUGACGAUUCUGAUGAGGGUAAGGCCAAGACUUUGUUCUACGGUGGUAGACAAGCAGCCUUAGAAAGUGCUGGUGAUGAUUUGGAUCGUGAGUUUUUCAAGAUGAAUGGAGUGACAGGCAAGCUCAACACUCCCUUCCACAAGAAGGACGGCGAAUCAAAGAGUGGAAAAAAGCAUAACAAGAAGAACAAGAAGCAGGAGAAGAAGGUGAGAGUAGUGGGCUAUUAAUGAUUAUUACUAAUGAUUAAUGUAUAUUACGGUCGCAAUGCGGUCAGUGAGACCAUAUUUAGUGUUGAAUACAUAGGGCUUAUAGACCGUUGUAAUAUGGGUAUGGAUGAACAGUGUAG
Messenger RNA from Suhomyces tanzawaensis NRRL Y-17324, 2200 nucleotides. RefSeq names its product putative GTPase. The transcript has a single exon. Gene Ontology annotation, cellular component: cytosol. Gene Ontology annotation, biological process: ribosomal subunit export from nucleus. NCBI's taxonomy places the organism in Eukaryota, Fungi, Ascomycota, Pichiomycetes, Serinales, Debaryomycetaceae. The coding region runs from base 105 to 2081 and encodes 658 amino acids. The record is from RefSeq and is a predicted model, not a curated record. Gene Ontology annotation, molecular function: GTPase activity; GTP binding.